Planococcus citri (citrus mealybug) is the source of this 3269-nucleotide messenger RNA. Its product is annotated as ATP-dependent RNA helicase DHX30-like. The transcript is spliced from 17 exons. The record is from RefSeq and is a predicted model, not a curated record. Bases 153 to 3029 code for a protein of 958 amino acids. Gene Ontology annotation, molecular function: ATP binding; helicase activity; RNA binding. Gene Ontology annotation, cellular component: nucleus; intracellular anatomical structure. Lineage: Eukaryota; Metazoa; Arthropoda; Insecta; Hemiptera; Pseudococcidae.
ACUCCACUGAUAAGAUAAAAAAUUUUAAAUUCAAAAAUGUUUCCAUUAAUGUAAAUUUCAUCAUGUAAGUAAAAUUUUGAGUUUUCAUUAAUCUACCGUGCAAAGUAAGAUGAAAAAUCUGAGAUUCAUGAAACAUAUUUUUUUCUACCACGAUGAUGCUAAUGAUUAAAUGCUUUUUACGUCGUCAAAAUUUAAUUUCUUACAAAUGUUUUCGCACAACUAAAUUGUUUUUGUGCAAUGGAUCGCCGACUGCUCUUUCUCCUUGUAGCAGCAGAUCUUUAGCUAUCUCCCAAAAGUGUUUUUGCAGCAGUCCUAGAUUUUCUUUUGAAAUGAAUAAUCCUGCUAGAACUACUACCGUCGUUUUGGAAAAUUUUUACGUUCAAGUUGCGAAUUAUUAUAAAAAUCCUUCUUUUAAGUUGACUAAAAAGUUUUCCAAAAGUAAUAACGGGUUGUGGGCAUGUAACAUCGCUGUAAACUGGCCUAUACAGAAGGAAUUUUACGCUGAAGAAUCGAAAAAAACUGAAGCAGCUCGAGUUGCAUCAUAUCUCGCUCUUGAAUGGCUUAAAAGCCAAGAUAAAGUUGGAGAAGAUGGGAGACCUUUAUUGGUUACUGAGCUAGAUCCUUUUGUGAAUUUAGAUUUAGAUGCUACCUUCAUCAACUCGAUCAAAGAGUUAACAAAUGAAUUUAAUGAGGAAAUAAAUCCGUUAUUUGAAGAAAUUGCUGGAAGACACGAAGAAAUGAAAAUAUGCUUUGAUGAUGAUUGCGUUCCUAAAAAUUUCAACAUUUGUGAAGACGAAUUACAAUUGCGUAACAAAAUUUUGUACAAUAAGUUCCAAGAAAUCCCACCUGUGUCACCUCUUCCUAUUGAUUUGUUGAAAGAUGAAAUUAUAGAUACCGUUACGAAAAAUCAAGUUGUUGUAAUCAAGGGUCAUACCGGAUCAGGAAAAACCACGAGAGUUCCUCAAAUAAUUUUCAAUCAUUAUAUUGAGCAAAAUAAGGGAACUGAGUGUAAUAUUGUGGUAACACAGCCAAGACGUAUUAGUGCUACUUCUUUAGCUAGUAGAAUUGCAUUCGAAAGAGAUGAAUUGCUUGGACAAAGUAUUGGGUAUCAUGUCAGAUUCAACGUGAAUUAUCCUAAUAAACCUGGUUCAGUCGUAUUCGUUUCAACGGGAAUUCUGCUUCAGCGGAUGUUAAUCGAUCCAGAUUUAAACGGAGUAUCUCAUGUUAUUGUUGAUGAAGCUCACGAACGAGAUAUGAACAUAGAUUUAUUGCUACUUUUAUUGAAAGAAUUAAUCGAAAGAAAUAAUGAUAUUCGCGUCAUUAUAAUGAGUGCUACUAUAAAUCCAGAGAUAUUUCAAAAAUAUUUCAACAACUGUCCUUUAAUAUCGGUUCCUGGACUAAUGUAUAAUGUGGAUACAUUUUAUAUUAAUGAUAUUAUGACAAACACCUAUUUUCAAAACGAUUGCUACGAAUGGGAUGCUGUGGAUAUUGAUGAUAACCUUAUUUUAGAUGUAGUCAAUUGGAUCCAUUGUAACAAAGGACCUGGUGCUAUUUUGGUUUUCUUACCUGGAUGGUCCGACAUUUCAAAAAUGCAAGCUGUACUGCAAGAAAAUCAAGAUUUACUUGUAGUCGUUGCUCAUUCAAAAUUGAAAAUUGAGCAACAGCAAUUGAUAUUUCACCCUCCUUCGGCUGGGAAGCGAAAAGUAAUUUUAGCUACAAAUAUAGCAGAAUCUAGUAUAACCAUUCCCGAUGUGGUUUAUGUAAUUGACUCUGGCAUCGUUAAAGAAACAGGAAAUUAUAAUGGUAUUUCUGGAUUAACUAAUACUUGGGUGUCAAAAGCGGUUGCUGAUCAAAGAAAGGGACGUGCGGGAAGAAUAAAAGAAGGCGAAUGUUACCGUUUGUAUUCCAAAGAAAAGUAUGACUCAUUUGAACAAUAUCCCAUCGCAGAAGUGAUGCGUACUCCUUUAGAAAAAUUGAUUGUUUCCUUAAAAACUUACAGGAGCGAUCGACCAUGGAAUACGCUUUGCAAAUUUCCCGAACCUCCUCCAAGUAAUUCUGUUGCUGAGGCUGUCACCUACCUUCAAGGAAUUAAUGUACUCGAUGCUGAAGAAAAUUUAACCAUGUUGGGAAAACGAAUUUCUACGUUUGCUUUACAUCCUGCGCUAUCUGUUGCGUUGGUGUAUUCUGUAUUUUUCGACUGUGUUGACCCAAUGUUAUUAAUCACCUCGUUCCUCAACGGAGAUGCUACGUUCUUCGAUGUCAAUGUACGGAGUAGCAAAAGACGUUUAGUAUUAUCUGAAUACCAUUCAACUAAUGAUAACAUUGCUGUGUAUAAUUUUUAUCAAGAAUGGAAAAAACGGACUGACAAAUUUAUUUCGUCGUCUAAUCAAUACGGAUUAAACAAUAAAUCAAUGGAAAAUUUCGAACGUAUUUUGAAACUCAACGCGAAUUAUCUACAAACGGCUCAUUUAAUAAAAGCUGAAGAAGUAGUGAAUUUGGAAACUGAAGAAGAAAACGAGAAUACCCUCAAUUUUAUCGCUCCUAUUUUUCUGGCCAGUACCGCUAAAUUGGCUGUGAACUCCAAACCAUACUUUGCUAACGGAAAAGUUAAUCAUUAUUUGACUACUCUGGAAGGACUCAAAGUGCAGAUUUCCAGCGAUAGCGUGAAUUUCAAAAAUCCACAACUUUCUUCGCCGUUUUUAACCUUUUAUAAUAUGAAUACAACUGAUGGAUUUCUCAGAGUAUAUGAUACCGCUCCAGUUUCUGCGAUUGCUGUUCUCAUUUUUUGUCCUUACAUACCGCAAAUUUAUAAUUCGGAAAUUCCAGAAUCGGUUACUGUAGCAUAUCCAAAUAUUGGAUUACAAAUUUCUGCAAAGACAGAGGCGUUCAAUGCUUUGCUACAUUUGCGUGAUUUAACCUGGAGAUCUGCUGACUUCUUUAUCCAUUUCUACAAUGCCAAAAGUCCAGAGUUGGAAUUGAUUCAAGAUUUCAGAAAAAAACUUCGAAAUGUUUUAAGUACAUUGAUGUGAUGAACUAAAUUCGUGUAGUGAUGAUAAUUUAACAUUUCAUGGUAAAUGUUUAUGUUUUACUAAAUUCACAUCUAUCGAUAUUCUUCAGCGUCGAGCGUCGAGCCGGAGAAUUAAACUGAUGAAUGUACUUACUGUCAUUCACAACAUCGCUGUGUUACGUAUCUUUCAUAAUUUUCCGACUUCAAUGUGAUUAUUAUUACUUGUUGCAAUCUAACGAAGUAAACAAAUCAUUUAGAGUAA